CGCAAAUGUACCAUAGUGCUUGGUUGCAGCUGAAAUUUAAUUUCUGACAACUCUCUCUCUCUCUCUCUCUCUCUAUAUAUAUAUAUAUAUAUAGCAAAAAUACUAACCAUUCACAAUGAACCCUCCCAUGUUAUGAAAAGUUGGUAGUUUAUAUUGUAAAUCAUUCAGGGUCACUAAUAUCUCUAAUAAGUUAUAAUUUGUUAAGAAAGUUAUAAAGCUCUUAUAUUAAAAUAAGGGUAAAUUUCACUUUGCCCCAUGUACUCUAAGUCAUGUGUAGUUUACCUCCUAAUAUUUUAAAGGAAAACACUUUGGAGUUGGAAAAAACUUGGUCCGAAAUGGCUCAAAUACCUAAAAUGACGUCGUUUUGGGUAUUUUUUUUAAUUUUUUUUUCUUUCCUCUCUGAAACCGACAGAAGGAAGAAAGAGGCGUGAGAGAGAGAGAGAAGGUGAAAAGAUGGAGAGGAGGAGGAAGAGAAGGAGAAGGAGAAAAAAAAAGACGGAGAGGAAGAGAAGAAGAAAAACAGAGACGGGGAUCUGUAUACACACAGAGGAGACCAAUACUGUACACAAUGGUGCCUGUGCACAACCUAUGUCACUGGAAUUAUAAUAGCAUUGCUUCUUGUUGAUUGAAUGCAAAUGCUAGAAAGAGGGCUUUGUCUGAGAGGAAGACAACAGUUGUUGAGGGGAAACAACACUGCAGCCCUCCCCAUGGGUGUGAAAGAGAAAGGCAACUGAUGAGGGGUGUAUUCAACUCCACACAAUCAAUGGUUCUCAUUCGUCUUGAUCAAACUCCGCCAACUCGAUCAAGAUUCUCCACUGCUGUUUUCCGGUACUCGGUCGUGGAGAUGAACGGUUCCAACACUUGCAAGAACGGUGGUUGUUCCAUUCACUGCAAGCUUGAUGGCCAAACAUUGAGGUCAUGUCCUGCUGAUAUCAUAGUAUUCAAGAACUUGACAGUAAAUCAGAAACACUAUUUUGUUCUCAACAUCAGAACUUGGGAUGGAAAGAGUAACUCAUCGGCUUAUUCGUGGUUCAUUGAUACAAUACCACCAACUGCAACAAUUUUUAGCAAGCAGAGUUACACAAAUGCUGAAAAAGUAGAAAUUGAUAUCACGUUCAGUGAAGCUUGCAGUGGAUUCAAGUGUAUUAACUCAUCAAAUUGUGAUGUAAUCGUAAAUGGUCCUGCCCAUCUAGAUGCCUCUUCAUUACACAUCAUAAAACCUGACAUCAAAUAUGGCCUUAGUAUUAUUUUCUCCCAGAGAAGUAUUUAUGCUCGUGUCAUUAUUAAAAUGGCAGAUAAUUUUUGUACUGACCAGGCAGGGAACCAGUUCACGAGAACAAAUAGUUCAAUUUUCAUUGUUCACUUGGCUUCAAUGGUGGUCCUAGAUAGAAGACCAGUGCAAGUGGAUUUAUGGAUGUCUGUUCCGUCUUAUGAGUUGGUGAUUAAUGGGGUUCCAAGAACUAUAAUUGCAACUAACAAAAUGGAGGACUUGAAAGUUUUCUUGGAUUUCAGCAGUCCUAUUAUAAAUUCAACCAAACAGAUUCUAAGUGCAUUACAUGUGAAUUCGGGCAACUUUGUACCUAGUCAUAGUGGAAAUCAUGGAAAUCGAGGAUUUGUUUUUGAACUUAAGAAUAUUUCAAGUACUGAAAUAGUCAUAGUUGAACUAGAAGCUGCUUCAGUGAUUGGAAGAACAGGCACUCCUGUUUCCCCUGUUGCCCCAAUUACAUUCCUCUACGAUUCCUCUGAGCCUGGGGUAGGCUUAAGUACAAGCUCGUCGAGAGUUACAAAAGAGUCCAAUGUCAACAUAAUAAUUGAGUUUACAAAGCCAGUUUUCGGCUUUGAGGCUUCAAAGGUAGCAGUGGAAGGGGGGAGUCUCAAAAGAUUUGAAGAACAUUCAAGAGCUCUGUACUCAAUGACAGUCCAGGCAGUAUCUCAGGAUGUAUCAGUUAUUGUUCCAGCAGGACAAGUAAACGACAUAUCAGGAAACCUGAACUUGGCUUCUAAUGUGCUCAAUGUCAAGCAUUACUCGGCCCCUUCUAUAUCAAUCGCACUCCACUCGUUCAUGACUGCGGGUAUAUUAGCAACAUCACUAGCAGCUGCCAUUCUUUCACUUUCUUCUGCAAAUCUAGGAGCUGUAGGCACUCUAGCUAGUGGGGACACUGUUGUUUCUGACCCAUUAAUGAAUCUGCACGGAAUGGUGGGACACCUGCAAGUGUUUGUCCUCGCAGACUGGCUCUCAGAUUCCCUACCGGUAGAAUAUUCCGAGACAACAAAAGGUCUUAGGUGGCUUCUACCUCGUGAAAAGCUUCCAUGGAAGAAGGAAAGCUCUUCUAUGUGGCCCAACCAUUUAUAUCUGACUGAAACCAAGCUUGUAAUGAAAGAAAAUCAUUUACCCAUUGGAUUCCUAUCCCAUAAAAGAGCUUACCAUGCAUAUGAACUGAAUUUAACCUUCUCUUCUUAUUACUUGCAAGAAGGACUACCCUUUCCUACAGAAAUUUACCCCAAAAGUGGUGAGCUCCCGCAACAGCACAACAUAACCAUGAAAAACAUUCCAUAUGGGCUGCCCUUAGAUUCCAAAGAAUAUUUCAUUUAUUUUCUGCGAGGAGAGCCAUUAUCUGCUAGCAGUGUCAUUAAGAGAAUGGAGAAAUACACAGGAUGGCAGGACUUGGAGAUGAAUUUGUUCUGGCUUGGUGUGGGAGGAGUUGGUUUACUAGUAACCCACACACUGAUAUUUCUUUUCCUACGAUGGAGGAUUCGUCCAUCAGCUUACGGGAUAUUUUCAGUACCGAGGUUUGAACUCUUUCUUCUGAUUCUCAUGCUACCUUGUAUCUCUCAAUCUGCGGCUUUUGUCAUCAGAGGUGGUACAACAGGGGGAAUCCUUACUGGGACUUUGUUGCUAGCCAUCCCUGCGGGUUUCAUUUUAUCAGUAUGCCUCUUUCUUAUAAUCACUAUCUUUUCUGGGAGCUUUGCUCAGUAUACAGAAGUCAAGCACAUGCACAACAAGGAACCAUGGUAUACAAAACUGUGGCUUUUCUUCACCGGUAGGCCUACCAUUGGAAAAUGGCUUUACAGAGAAGGUCUGCCUUCAUCUUUCCUCCCACGAUUUGGGAUUCUUUUCGAGAAUCGGAGGGGUCCUCCGUUGUUAGUCUUAGUAGAUCAAAAUGACUCAAAUAGCAAACCCAAAUGGGCAGAAAGUGGCUUAAGUGGGAGCUGGUGUAAGGAGGGCUGUCAGUUCAGACGACAGUAACGAAGAAACCAAAGUUCCCAUGUCCAAGAGGCUCUUGGGAUGCACUAGAUCCUCAUAUAUCAUUCUUGAUCUUUUAAGAAGAGUCAGUUUCGGGAUAAUAGCUGGAGCUUACCCAUCAGGAGGUUUGAACCAAAGCCUUUUCACACUAACGAUCACUUUGGUACAGUUCCUGUGUCUGUUUACUCUUAAACCAUAUAUCAGCAGGGGUGUCCAUGCAGUGGAGAGUGUGUCAUUAUUGUGUGAGGCAGGCCACUUAGUGCUAUCUAUAAGUCUAAAUGGCUCAAAUUUGGUUGGGGAACAUGAAGUUGGAUAUGCAAUGCUGGGUUUCCUCUUUCUUACCUAUGUUUCUCAGAUCAUAAAUGAAUGGUAUGCCAUCAUAAAAUGCCUUCUUAGACUCUCACAGCCGCGACAGAAUUCUUUCAAGCUAGGCUUGAAAAAUGCAGCCAAGGGUCUUCUCCUCCCUUUUCUUCCAAGGAGGCAUUGGUCAAGAGUUAUUGCUGGAUCGUCCCAACCAAAAACAGGCCUGGCUCCAGUCCCUCCUUUCAAUCCAGAGACAGAAUUUGGAAGACGGAAUACAACAUCACAUCGUGAACCACUAAGUGCAAUGACUGCAACAGUGGUCCCUAUGAGCAGUCCCGGUUUAUCACCCAACUUAGACACCAUUCAGACGACAGGCUUCACAACUGCAGAGGCAACACUUAGUAGGCAUAAACCAGGAGAAGGAAAGCAACUCAAGGGACUUAAACUAGAGCCAAAGAGUGAGAUGAAGAAGUUGAGGCAGUUGGCAAGAGCAAGUUUCACGGGGGGUUCAAAUUAUGAGGAAGGCAGCACCAGCUAUGGUCCUUAGAGUGUCAAACGGCCCGAUGUCUAUGCUUGUAGGUAUCUAACAUUAUUUAGUUUCUCCUGGGCAUAUUUUUUGUGUAGUAAUAUCUCACUCGUGCCCACAAAAACAAAACAUCGGACAAGUUGUUUAGAUCAACUUGGAUUUCUCAUUUGAAUAGACAAUCAAGUUAGAGAUUCA
Messenger RNA from Camellia sinensis, 4268 nucleotides. Lineage: Eukaryota; Viridiplantae; Streptophyta; Magnoliopsida; Ericales; Theaceae. The record is from RefSeq and is a predicted model, not a curated record.